AUGCAAAUAGCAGCAAUUAUCUUCUUCAUACUUUUUACAUCCAGAAUUCAAGCUUCAUACGUAGAUGAAGAGUCAUGGUUUGCUAGAAUGUUUACAGAAGAUUCAACAAUCUUCUUCGGUGUAUUAUUCCAAUCAAGUGCAAUUGGCUUAGUAUCAGUAUUUUUCCAUUGUGAUACUAUAAGUAGGGAUUGCUUUUUAAUGCAAUUUUUCGGUGAUGUUGCGCUCAUUAUUGGUUUCAUUGUUUACGUUUACCUGAAAACUAGAGCAGCUCAAGUUUACGCCGAAUAA
Trichomonas vaginalis G3 is the source of this 288-nucleotide messenger RNA. RefSeq names its product vacuolar protein sorting 55 family. Lineage: Eukaryota; Parabasalia; Trichomonadida; Trichomonadidae. The coding region runs from base 1 to 288 and encodes 95 amino acids. The transcript has a single exon. The record is from RefSeq and is a predicted model, not a curated record.